Molecule: messenger RNA, 2481 nt
Organism: Thecamonas trahens ATCC 50062
Lineage: Eukaryota; Apusomonadida; Apusomonadidae
Exons: 2
Coding region: 1-2400 (799 amino acids)
Biological process (GO): mitochondrial protein processing; protein-containing complex assembly
Cellular component (GO): membrane; m-AAA complex
Molecular function (GO): metalloendopeptidase activity; ATP-dependent peptidase activity; ATP hydrolysis activity
Source: RefSeq, a predicted model, not a curated record
AUGCUGAGCAGAGCAGGAGCAUGGGCGGCGCGGGUGGCGCUUGGAAGCGGAAAGCGGGCCGUGUCGGCGUCGACAGCGGCGGCAGCGGUGGCGAGGGCAUCCGCGCGCCUUGCCAUCUCCUCGCACCUUCCCCUUCAAAGCAGCGCGGUCUUUGCCCUCGCCUCACGCGGCACCGCUCUUCGCGGCUUUUCCUCCUCUUCGCUCGCCCGUAAUGAGCCUGACGCCGCAAAACCCGAGUCGGCCAAGCCCGAGUCGGCCAAGCCCGAGUCGGCCAAGCCCGAGUCGGCCAAGCCCGAGUGGAAGAACCUCCGCCCGGCAGGCUCCGAGGCUGGCAAGGGCCCUGUUCCUCCCAAGGGUGGUGCGACAGGGCCUGGGACCGGUGCCGGUGCCGGUGCUGGUGCUGGUGUCGGUCGUAAGGCCGGGCGGCGGACCAAGCCGCUGCCGCCGCCAGAGCCGACGCCGAGGUGGCAAAUGGCGCUGGCGUGGACGGCUGCGGGUGGGACGGCGUACUAUCUGUACACCCGCGAUACUGGCCCGGCGCCGCAUGAGAUCGAUUGGGUCAAGUUUGAGUCCGAGGUGCUGGCCGUCGGCGAGGUUGCCUCGCUCCGGGUCGUCAACGGGACGCAGGUCGAGGUCUUUCUCCGCGACGACUCGGAGCUUGUUGCGAACCGUGACGAGUACGGGCCGGACCGCCCGGUGUACACCUUUUCCAUCGGGAGCAUUGACGUGUUUGAGCGCAAGAUGGAGGGCGCCCAGCGGUCGCUUGGGGUGCGGUCGGAGGACUUUGUGCCGACCGCAUACGUUGACCGGACCUCGCUCGGUGCCGAGGUUGUGCGGUUCCUGCCGACGCUCCUUCUCAUCGGCUUCUUUGUCUUUGUCUACCGCCGCAUGACGAGCUCGGGUGGGCCGGCGUCGCAGCUUGGCUCGAUGUUUGGCAUGGGCAAGGCCAAGGUCCGCAAGAUCACCAAGGAGACCAACAUCGGCGUGACAUUUAAGGACGUCGCAGGCCUGGAAGAGGCCAAGGUCGAGGUUGCCGAGUACGUCGAGUUUUUCAAGGACCCAGAGCGGUUCACCAAGCUCGGCGCCAAGAUGCCCAAGGGCGUCCUGUUGACGGGCCCGCCCGGGACAGGCAAGACGCUGCUGGCCAAGGCCAUGGCCGGCGAGGCCGGCAAGCCGUUCCUCUCCAUCUCGGGUUCCGAGUUCCUGGAGAUGUUUGCGGGCGUCGGCCCGUCCCGCGUCCGUGACCUCUUCAAGCAGGCGCGGACCGAGGCACCGUGCAUUGUGUUCAUCGACGAGAUCGACGCCAUCGGCCGCAAGCGCGGCUCGCGCAAGAUGGGCGGCAACGACGAGCGCGAGAACACGCUCAACCAGCUGUUGGUCGAGAUGGACGGCUUUGCCUCGUCCACGGGCGUCAUUGUGAUGGCAGCGACAAACCGGGCAGACAUCCUAGACCCGGCGCUGCUGCGGCCGGGCCGCUUUGACCGCCAGGUCACCGUCGACGCCGCCGACCUCGACGGCCGCCGCGACAUCUUCAAGGUCCACCUCAAGAACAUCAAGAUUGCGCCGACCGGCGACAAUGCCGCCGUGAGCGCCGACGAGCUCGAGACCAUUGCCGCUCAGCUCGCCAAGCUCACGCCGGGCUUCUCGGGCGCCGACAUUGCCAACGUGUGCAACGAGGCUGCACUCAUUGCGGCGCGGACAGACAAGCCCGGUGUCGAUCUCGGCGACUUUGAGGCUGCCAUCGAGCGCACCAUCGGCGGCCUCGAGAAGAAGUCGCGAGUUCUCUCGCCCAAGGAGCGCCGGACGGUGGCGUACCACGAGGCCGGCCACGCCGUCGCCGGCUGGUUCCUCGAGCACACCCACCCGCUGCUCAAGGUCUCGAUUGUGCCGCGCGGCUCGGCGGCGCUCGGCUACGCCCAGUACCUGCCCAAGGACCAGUACCUGUACACCACCGAGCAGCUCGACGACAUGAUGGCCAUGACGCUGGCCGGCCGGACGGCCGAGGCGGAGUUCUUUGGCCGCGUCACCACCGGCGCACAGGACGAUCUGCGCAAGGUCACUCGCAUGGCCUAUGAGAACGUCGUCGCCUACGGCUUCUCUCCGGCCGUCGGCAACGUCUCGUUCCCGCUGCCGCAGGACGGCGACAUGGUGACCGACAAGCCGUACUCGAACACCACCGCCAAGCUCAUCGACACCGAGGUCAACACCGCGGUCUCGCGCGCCUAUGCCCGUGCCGAGGCCGUCAUCCGCGACCACCGCGAAGACGUCGAGCGCCUUGCCGAGGCCCUACUUGAGCGCGAGGUCAUCCGUCGCGACGACAUUGUCGAGAUCCUUGGCCCGCGUCCGUUUGGCGAUGUCGCCGACGUGGUCCCGGGGCCCUCGCCGCUCUCGCCGGCGUAACACGACCGCAAACGCUAGUUUGUCAAACUAUGCUCAAUGAGAGGCGCGAGUCCGGCAGGUGUAAACGCCUGACGUGUGCUG